AUGUCUAGGUCUGCGCAAACUACCCACCCCUCCAAGAGCAUGCGGGAGUGGAAGUCAGAAGACAAAAAGGAUGCAUCCUAUCUCGGCAUCGGGUGUGAUCGAUGUCAUAACAUUUUGGGCUCUACCCUCAAUAUGUAUGAGCAUCUUGCCUUUCCUGGAGUUCUAAAGGACAUUCCGACUGUAUGGCUCACAUACGUAAACAGAUUCGAGGCUCCCAACUACUCUUGGUACAAAGGAAAAGCCGGCAUCACCAUUCCAACGUUAGAGAUCAAGGGAGGUGACUGGAUGUCUACCGAUGAGAAUUGUUCUGCACACUUCGUCUGGCACUUUUGUCAUGCACAAGGGUAUGCCCAGAAGCUACAUGACAUGAGCCUCAACCAUGUAGACUCGGCCCCGGAAGCUUUGGAAGACUUCUUACAUUUUCUGGGUAACAGAAUGGUAGUUGAGCUACAUAUCAUGCCAUGCUACUGGGAAAGAGCUGACCUAAGUUACGAGCUAUGCACUCCAUUGACAUGGCUAAAGACACUCGAACCCUACCAUCAAUGUAUCAAGCAUCUUUCUCUGGACUAUCUCGCUCUGUCUCUCUGCAACAAAUUUGACGAACCUUCCACGGUCAAUCAAACGUCCGAUUUUGUCGAGCGCUGUGGAUACGUGCACGAAUGCCUAACAAAUGUCGAAUCUAUGAUAUUGUGGCUUCACCUUAGCAAAGAACAAGUCGAGGUCGCAUUAACUCGUCCUAAUGAACAAGCUUGGGUCCGAGCUUGCAAAUUGGUAUCUGUAGAAAAGAUGGAGGUCAAGUUGCGCGUAUUCCAGGACUAUGAAGUACGGCUGAAAGAACCUCGGCAUCGUGGUCUGUAUAUUUGGGCUGAGUUUUGGGGAGGUAACUUGUUUCGGUCUCAUCUCUGGGCUCCAGAUGUAAAGAACAUUGUGGGAUUCGAAGAUAAGGAAAGUGCAGCGAGGCUAAAGGAAAUCUUCAUGUCCAAAUAUCAGUGGGAGUCGACGAAUGACAUUCCGGAAAAUCCUGGUCUGGAGAAUUUGUUCAGCGAUACAGGUAUGGUAUCAGAGGGUUCGAGCCCAGAAGCCAUGCUUUGA
This is a messenger RNA of Mollisia scopiformis, 1092 nucleotides long. RefSeq lists its product as uncharacterized. Bases 1 to 1092 code for a protein of 363 amino acids. The transcript is spliced from 3 exons. Lineage: Eukaryota; Fungi; Ascomycota; Leotiomycetes; Helotiales; Mollisiaceae. The record is from RefSeq and is a predicted model, not a curated record.